Messenger RNA from Acanthoscelides obtectus, 391 nucleotides. The record is from the annotation of a GenBank genome assembly. Lineage: Eukaryota; Metazoa; Arthropoda; Insecta; Coleoptera; Chrysomelidae.
GUUUAACAGAGAAAAUGUAGAGUGGCUUGCAAACCAUUUUCUUGACAAUAAUGAGGAUCCCGUAGAAACAAUGAAAAUGGAUAUAUUUUUGAGAAGUUUAGGAGAUCCUGGAUUCCAGCAAGGAGUUGCUGUUGAUUUAGAUGUAAACCAAAGUACUGUAUCCAGAACCUUGAUUACUGUAUCUGAAGCAAUUUAUUCCAAGAGAAAUAACUGGAUAACAUUUCCUAAUACUAACGAUUUACUUGGAGUUGCUAUCAAUGAGUGGGCAAAUACCAAGCGAAUGCCCAGUGUCAUAGGUGCUAUUGAUUGCACUCACGUUAAAAUAACAAAGCCACGAAUCCAUGGUGAUGAAUAUGUGAAUAGAAAAGGGAUAUGUUCAACAAAUGUAUAA